Molecule: messenger RNA, 945 nt
Organism: Penicillium paradoxum
Lineage: Eukaryota; Fungi; Ascomycota; Eurotiomycetes; Eurotiales; Aspergillaceae
Product: DUF3431 domain-containing protein
Exons: 3
Coding region: 1-945 (314 amino acids)
Source: RefSeq, a predicted model, not a curated record
AUGAGGCUGUCACUUCGAGUCGGUGCGGCUGCCGCAAUCAUUAUCAUAACCAUCCUCCUCAUCAAUCGCAGCCUGAAGACCGAGGGUGAAUCAUUCACAGAUCUAUUGCACUUUGACAGGGGCUCUUUCCGCACUUCCCUCAAACCCAGACCCCAAUAUGAUACAAGCGCUCGUCGGAAAUGGCGGGUCGCCUCGGACAAUAAACCUGCCUUGGUUUAUCAGACUACAGACAUCGAGGUGCCCAAUCAGGGCGCUAUCGUGAUGGCCAAGCUCAAGGAGGAAAAUACCGCUUGGGUUUCGGCGGAACUGUCAGAGUGGCGCAGCAUCGUCUACACCGUCGACGAUACCAAUGCUCCGAUGCACACCCCGAAAAAUAAGGGCCGCGAGUCUCUCCCUUACCUCCAGUACCUGGUCGAUCACUACAACGAACUUCCAGACGUCGUGGUCUUCCUGCACAGUCACCGCGACGGCAUCAUCGCCGGUUGGCAUAUCGAUACCAUGGAUUAUAGCAACGUGGACUCGGUGCGCGCAUUGCGGAAGGAAUUCGUCGCCGAAGCAGGCUUCGUCAAUUUGCGUUGCCAGUUGAGCCCCGGAUGUCCCGUUGCCAUCCAGCCAUUCCGUUCACCGCCGAUCCCUGAAAGCCCAGGCGAGGCGCACUACGCUAAUGCCUGGAAAGCGCUGUUCCCCAACGAGCCUGUUCCGCGUGAAGUCGCCGCCCCCUGCUGCUCCCAGUUCGCCGUUUCCCGAGAGCAGAUCCUCCAGCGUCCCCUCUCUGAUUAUCAGCGCAUGUACGACUGGGUCAUGAACAACGAUUUGCCGGAUGAGGUGACCUCAAACAUUAUGGAGUACACAUGGCACAUCAUCUUCGGCAAGGAGCCUGUCUACUGCCCGGAUCUGUUCAAGUGCUACGGAGACGUCUACGGCGAAGAAGUCGUCUUCACGUAA